Messenger RNA from Gossypium arboreum, 1431 nucleotides. RefSeq lists its product as uncharacterized. The record is from RefSeq and is a predicted model, not a curated record. Gene Ontology annotation, molecular function: protein binding. The transcript is spliced from 4 exons. Lineage: Eukaryota; Viridiplantae; Streptophyta; Magnoliopsida; Malvales; Malvaceae. The coding region runs from base 242 to 1099 and encodes 285 amino acids.
AAAUCGUAUAAUAAAUUUAAAUUUCUUUUAUUUCUUCACUUGAGAUAAAUAUUUUUCUUCUAAAUAAUGCAUAAUGCAUGCGUGUAGUUUAACUAAAGAAAAAUAAGGGUCUAUUUGUUUGGAAGGAAAAUAUUUUCUGGAAAAGGUUUUCAGGUUUUUUCGUUGUUUGUUUGAUUGAAAAUAUUUUCCCAAAGGAAAAUCAAUUACAAAAGACGGGAAAAAGAACCCUUAAUUUUGAAAAAUGUCUUACCGUUUCAGGAAAAUUAGAAGAGCACAGAUUUUCUUUUGUUUCAGUUCCACCAUUAAAAAUGACCAUUUCUUCUCUUCUCUUCUAUUCCCCUUUCUUCUUUCUUCUUUGUUUCCGCUGCGAAAGGGUACCUUCAAAUAUUUAUUAAAUGCAAUUGUAUCUCCCAAGUUCAAAUUUUUUAUUCAAACUUCCAUGCCUUUUUGUUUAUCUUCUGUAGUUACUUAUCCAUGUAGAGUUUGCAGAAAGUUUCGUGUUCUAGCUCGUUUUUCUACUUCAUGUGCUCUAAAUACAGUAGAUUACUUCAAAGAAAUCGAUACCCAUGUUUCCAACUAUCCUGAAUUACGACGGAGGAUGCAGAGUUAUGCUAUCUCAGGUGACUUUAGCAAUGCUUUCUCUACUCUAAAUUUGAUGAAAAACAUUGAUGGGAAACCAACUGUGUAUGAUUGUAAUGCUUUGAUGUACUUUUACUUGAAGUCUAAGAACGCGUGUUGGCAAGAGUUGGUAGAAAUGUAUACCGGGAUGAAGAGAUUUGGUCCUCCACCAGUUGCAUCCACUUUUAAUACCCUUCUUAAUGGAAUGUUACUUCUUGGUGAUCUGAAACAUGCAAUUUUUAUUGUUGAAGAGAUGUAUAGAAAUCAUUUUGUGCCAUCCUUUACUUCUUUAUCAAAAACUUUGAAAAUGGCUGUCAAAGUAGGGAAUUUACUUGAUGGUCUUCUUGUUUCUGAGCUCAUGUUGAGUGGAAGGGGGAAAGUCCUUGCUUUCGGGAGCAUCGAUUUUAUUAUGAAGUUCAAGCAGAAAGCUUCAGCAGCUUCAGCCUUCAAAUCUGUUCUUGGGAAAGCAGCAGAACAGUAGGAUGUGCCUGACAAACUACAGCAACUGAGGGAGAGGAUGACCAAAAGUGCGAGACCUUUUCCGGGAUUCCAAUUCCACAAUUAUAGUAACCAUACCAUCAGUAAGACCUUGAUUUUACUUUCUUGUCGACAUGGUGCAACUUUUAACGUUGUGGCUACCUUUCUCUGUGUACUGAUCAAUCAAAUAUUUGUGCCGUUUUUAGAUUAAAAUAUCUUCUUAGCUUGUUGACUAGGUACUGUACUUGUAGCUGAGUUGGAAGAUAGUUAGCAAGACUCUUUGGCAGCUAUUUUGCCUGUAGAACUACUAACAAUGCAUUAUUAGUUUUUGCAUAA